AUGCUGAAUAAUUUUCAAGGAUUGAAUAGGAUUGAGCGCAUUAACUACUUGCUUGCCUUAAAUCAUGGAACAAGUGAGGUUCGAAAACAAUGGGCGAUUCAAGCCAUUCAAUACCUUCAAUCCGUUGGCUUCACUUCAUCACCUCAUUGGAACAGAUUCGUACACAACAGUGGACUACCACCCACAAAAUGCUUUCAAUUAAAAAGACACCCAGCUGAUGAGGAAGAAACCUUUCUACAAAAGGUAAUCUCGCACAAAUUUACUGAAGCAUUAUUCAUGCUUGAAAGUAAGGAGAUGGACAAGGUGGAACAUUACCAAAAUGCUGAAAAAGCAAUUCAAUUACUGAUACGAUCCAAAGAUUAUAAAAAUGCUGAAGAUUUAGAAUACAGAAUUCGGGGACGUCACCCAGAUCUUCAUAAGGAACUUCCAGAGGGUGAACUAAGUGCUUAUAGGAGGAUUCAUUUACUAGGGUGUGCUUGUCUUUUUAUUGAGGAAAAAUACUUCGAUUGCUGUCAUACUUUCUUCAACUAUCUUAAUCGUGAUUUAGGAGUCAUUGAAGUUUUGUCAGAAAAUCAAUAUGAUCCAUUUAUCUCAAAUGAAGAAAUUUUGUUAAUGGUCACUAUUUCUGUAUUAGUAUCCAUCCCGCUGGAUAAUUAUGACAAUUUCAUUUAUUUGGAAAAUAUGUCAUACUUUUUUGAUAUUUGUCCUUUACUACUGAAAUGCUUAAAACUAUUAAUAAAGACCAAGUUUCAAAGUUUCUUUCAAAUUUGGCAUACUGUCAUAAACCCUAAAUGUCAAGAGAGCCCGUUUCUUCAUUAUGGCUGGUCUGAAGCCAAAUCUAUGAUGCGUUCCAAAAUUUAUUUUUUCUAUUUGAGAAUUUCUAAGAGACUAGAAGUUAGUUAUCUAUCCAACAUAUUGGGAAUCGAAGAGGCACUUGUUAGGGAAGAAAUUGCAAAAUUAAUAUAUUCAGCAAAGUUAAAUUUUUGUAUUAAAGAUGAUAUCGUGUUUUAUAAAUCGAGCCAUGUAUUAGCGGAUGCUGCUGAAGGUAUAAAAAGGAAUAAAUUGCUUAUUGAUAACCUUGUAACUAGUGAAAGGUCGAAUAAUAAAACGUUACGAGAAGAAUUGGAAAAUAUUAAAUCGAGGCUUGCAGACUCCACCCUACUGGCAAAUUCAUUGCUUACUCAUUCUAAUGAGCACAUGGACUUCGAUGAAAUUACUAAUUUUAGUGAUGAUGAAAGUCUUUCUUUAGAAUAUGAAAAUGAUUAG
This is a messenger RNA of Naumovozyma castellii, 1266 nucleotides long. It is a transcript of the gene PCI8, whose product is annotated as Pci8p. Lineage: Eukaryota; Fungi; Ascomycota; Saccharomycetes; Saccharomycetales; Saccharomycetaceae. Bases 1 to 1266 code for a protein of 421 amino acids. The record is from RefSeq and is a predicted model, not a curated record. The transcript has a single exon.